This is a messenger RNA of Paramuricea clavata, 4528 nucleotides long. NCBI's taxonomy places the organism in Eukaryota, Metazoa, Cnidaria, Anthozoa, Malacalcyonacea, Plexauridae. The record is from the annotation of a GenBank genome assembly.
CGCGUAACGAAGAUACAACUAACGACAUCAGCACAAAAUUUGCCUGCGACUCUGCCGAGCUAGCACCAGUGUUUAGCUAAGUUUUUACAGUGAAUAUAAACUCUGAAUAAGGGGUCAUGGUUUGGAGGCAAUGUGUAGCAUGUAACUUGAAGGUAGGUAUUUAGAAUCGAGAGCUUUGUUGGCGGAUUUGGAUCGGUAUUUAAUCGGCGAUGUCUUGACUGAACUUAUGUAAUUUGGGUGUAUAGUAACGAUGAUAGUAGGGGAGAUUAUUGUGUUGAAGGAGUUUUAGGGAAGGGGGGUUUUUAGGUGGGAUUUACUGGGGAGGAAUAAGAUAGUAGGAUAGAAUAGGGUAGGAGUUGUUUUGUGUGAAUGUGAAAGGGAAAUAGGCAGCAGAAAUUUCUGGCAAGUUGGACCGAAAUAGGUGUGUGUUAGCUGGGAGUAAGUAAGAACUUAGGAGAUGGUAUUUGGCCACAAGGAAGAUUUAUGUGCGAGGUUUUUAUACAAGUGUUCGAGAGUGAUAUCGAGGCUAAUAUCACGAAGACAUUAAUAGAGAUUAUAGAGAAAAUGAAGACAAAAACGAAGUUGUAUAAAGUAGAAAUCUCUGACAGGCUAGGGCGAAUGAAAUGUUAGGUGAAAGUUGGAAGGAUGUAUUCGUCUCAGAAAAGGUAGAUUUUGUGCCGUAUUUUCGUUCGAGGACCAACGUGAUGAAUGCAGCAUUAGGGUUCAGAUAAAUUUGCAGGUAUGUAUAAAACGAAUGCUAAAGAAGUAGAAAUUUCUGGCAUGUUAAGGAUUAGGUGAAUGUUGAAUAUGUUAGAAAGUUAAUCGUUUCAGAAGAAAACGACUUUAUGCAGAAUCAUUUCCGCAUACAACUAAACUAUAUCAGGUUAUAUAUAGAAGGCCAUGGAAUAGAUUGGAAUAGAUUAACAAAUAUUAUAUGAUAAGAAAGAAGUAUGUAAAUGUAAGUUCUAGCAAGUUAAGACAGAGUAAUAUGUGAUUAUAAUUAUCAGGGCAUAUGGUUCGGUUUAGAAAAGCUUGAUUACAGAAUCAGCAUAUAGACGGAAUCAGAUUAAGUGAAAGGAAUACACAAAUAUAGGAAUGGACAAAUUUUAGGUAAUAAAAAAUAGCGAUGUGGAAGCCUAAAUUUCUGGAAUGUUAAGGCAGGAAACUGAGUGAAAGAAGGUUUAUUGUCAAAGCGCAGACGGAAAAAGGUAUUCACUUUAUAUCGGGAUAUGUGUUGACAUGUUUAAAUAGAACAUUGUCACGACUCCUUGAGUUACCCAUACAAUUACAGUCUAACAUGAUGUAUCGUAAAAUAUUACCACAUGUUUAACAGCCUGUACUAUAGUUAGAUUUAACUAUUAGCACAAUAACGUGGGAAAAGAGAAUAUCACUAUCAACAUAGAUUGCGUUAUUGUACUUAUAAUGGCGUUCUUCAAGUAUCAUGUAUAACAGCCUAAGCCAUAGCCAUUAGCCCCAGCCUUAGUAUACUAUGAUGAAACCGAAACACAACGAGCAGCGGAGUUCCUAGGCCCCUGUCAGAAUUUCGUACGAAAUGUUUUAACCAUAGAGGUGCAAUUUCGUGCGGAACAACAUGCACAUCUAAAUAUCCAGUGCACAGUCUGUGAGUGAGUUUACCGCCUGUAUUCAAAAAGCUCACUCACACUCAAUGAGUGGAGGUUCAAUCUGAGCUUCCCUUGAGUGUCAAUGCUGUUUUUGAAUAACUGGAGGGUGAAUAGUCACAUAGUAAGGUACGACACUAACCCUCCAGCUGUUCAAAAACAGCAUUGAUACUCAAGGGAAGCUCAAAUUGAACCAGCUAGUCCACUCACUUGAGUGUGAGUGAGCUUUUAGAAUACAGACGUUAGCUGUUAUCUCGUAAAUUCAUGUAUUUUAUGUACAUAUAGUUUAGUUCUUUCCUAUAUUUAUAUAUUUUAUAUUUGUUAAAUGCGAGGUAAAAUGCACGUCUCCAUGGAAGAGCAUAUAUUUGUAAUUGUGAAUGGACUUCGUGUGAUAAAGAUGUCCUAUCAUAUCUUAUCACAACUAUCUGAACAAUACAAGGAGAACUUCGACGUUUCGAGCGAAGGCACUUCGUCGUGAAAUUAUAGAAUAUAGUAGCGAAAGUUAGUAGGUUAAACCUACUCACUUUCCGAGAAGAGCCUUCCGAGGAAGAGCCUCCGAGCGUGGAAUUUCUGUUUAUAUUUUCAGCUAGUUUUAUCUCCUUCACUCAGAUCGGGCCCAAAGACGUUUACCACAGUAAAGGGCAAUCACUUCCCUUUUACCAUUGAUGGUAAAAUAUCUCCAACCAGGAGUUCAGUGUCGGUGCUAUUCAGCUAUUUAAUUAACUUUUAUGUCUACAUAUUUCCAUAUAGGUUCCCGGCUCGAAAAGGGCUUGUGUAUGUGGUCACGUGUUUACGGAAACGAAGAUGAUUGGUCGAAAGCGAUACUCUGGUAUGUGAGAUAGAUCUUCUCAGAAACAAAGAUAUCAGAUGAACGAUCUUUUCUUUGUCCCGUCCGUCAGAUUAUCCGUCUCCAGACGAGCUACGCAUAUAGUUAGUCUUGACUGUUGACAAAAUUAUCCAUCGGCUUGUUAACUGACUUAAGUCGAUAACUUAAAACAUAUCAAACGUAUUACUACGAAAAUCAAACUAGGAAACAUUGUUGCGGAAACAUUGUUUCCUGCCAAUGGUUCGCCAUAGUGUUUCCCAGAGUGGGCAAACACUAGGAAACAUUAGUGAGAAACAUAGGGAAACAUCAAAUGUUUCCGAAUUCGCAAGGAAACAUUUUUGCUUCUCGGGAAGCAAAUUUUGUUUCCGCAACAAUGUUUCCACGGGUGGGCAAACAGGGAAACAUUUGAAGAAACAUCAAGAAUCACCCAUGUUUCCACAACAAUGUUUCCUAGUUUGACAUAAUGACAUUGGUCAAGGACAUAUUGAGUAAAUUUUGGUUAAAUUUAGAUGGAAAUUGGAUGAAGUAAAUUGAAUACGUAAUUAGCCUAUUGUCAAAUGUGUGCAUGAUAAUUCGCUGGCGGAGAAUGCAAUCUUCGAGUAGCUUCUGUCAAUACUAAAAUAAUUUCCCCCGAAUUUCUUUGCUCCGGUUUCUCCAGACAGAUCUUCCGCCUUGCCUUUGGGACUAAAACAGUAAAAGCCGAUUUCCAUUCAGUGCAAAAUGUCGCGAGAUCAUGAACUUUUUGCUAAUUUGCGAUCACUUUCUAGUUUUGAAAUGCGUUCAGACAACCUCAUCCUUCGCGUUGAUUGUUUGUAUUUCAAAAAAAAGUGAUCGCAAAAUAUCUAUCGCGCGACAUUUUGCACUGAAUCGAAAUCCACUGACCUGAAGUCUGGCGAAUCUUGGUUUCUGUACGAAUAUCUGAGAAAGUUUCUGACAAACGUCCGCGUCUUAACUUUAAGGUUAUCGCGCACUGCUGUGUUCCAGAAAUGAUCCACAAAGAAAAACAUUAAAAAGAAAAAAUACAUCACCGCGUAUGAUGCUGCAAGACAACAAGAAGGUACAUUUGAAGUAAACAUGAGUUUAUUUAUACUAGAUGGCUCUAGAAGUUCUUAACUGUUCUACGCAGUAAGUCUGGAACAAGUUGUUAUCAUUUGGUUCAACAAGGUUGAUGACGCUAGCAUCCUUGCUAUACAAGUUGUUCCAAUAAGAACAAUACAGGCUAUUCGUAACAAGUUGCUUGUUGUCAUCAAUUUGUUCCGACAACUUGUUGCGAGUCUGUUGGCCUAAUCAACCUUGUUACAAGAUGAUAACAACUUGUUCCAGGCUUGUCAACAACUUGGAACAAUCGAACAAAAGCAGUACGAGCACAUCUUUCAUGAUUUUGAAAAAAUUAUUAUACUAUGCAAAUUUCAUGAUUAUUUUUUAUCCAGCGUCUUUCUGGAAGUCCAAAGACAAAACAAAGACCAGGGAAAGAAAUGUCAGCGUAUAGCGAGGGAAGCACGGCAAAGCAGACACAGAGUGGCCAGAAAACGAAACCCAGUCACCGCUACAUAGACUUCAAUUCUCCCGAGUUGAUUGAGAAACUUCACGAUGCUCUGAGUGACAUAAAUAAGAAGAUAGCGAAGCAGAGCUUACUGUGGAUGGUUUUAAAAUCCUCCAAAUGUUAACUUUGGUACCUCUGUUGAUGCUUGGACUGCCCAAGGCUGUUCUACUGUACAGUACAGUAUAUAUGUAAUAUGUAUAAGGGAGAUUUCGAGGGAGAUUGGGAGCCUUCUUCACGGAUAUGGGAUGACAAAGUACAGGUCGUUUUUGUAUAGAUAAAUCGAGUUAGCCUUCAAUGAUUAAGGGACUACAUCGAAGAUAAUUAUUCAGGUCUGCACGUCCCAAAGUCUCGCAAAUAGUCAGUGGAUAAUUGUAUAUGAAUAUAUUUAUUUUAAUAUAAUAUUAUAUAACAGGAAAAUGAUAUAAAAGUUAGCAUUAUAGCAAAUUGUAUAAAGAUGUAAUUAAUGAUAUAGCUCAUGUAUACAUGCACAAUUGUUGUGAGAAAAUGGAAUAUCAAUAAAGAGUGUGAAGUGCAGAAAAC